CAGCCUUCUCCCUCCCCUUCAAAUUUGAAUAAUAUCAGCUCUUCACACACCACAACCAAUACAUCAAAUACCAUAUCAUCAUGGCAACUCCCACUCAUGCUCUCUCGGUCAACAUCUACGGCCGCGGCGAUGCCACGCUCGGCGAUGGCCCGUCACACAUGGGCAUCGCCGUGUACGAGAUCGGGGCCCGCACUUGCGAAAUGCACCACAUCCGCAACCCCAGCGACACAGACUUCAUCUACGACCCGCGCACCCAGCCACUACAGAACGACCCUGUACUCCGGGGCCGAUGCAAACUCAUCAACUUCACAUCUGUCCAACAAAAGGACCACGCAGCUCGUCUUCUAUCAAACUUCGGCCGGAAUGACGCCAACAUCCCCGAAUUCGGGGUUGGCAAUUGCCAAGAUUGGGUAGCGAAGGCCAUUCAGAUGUUAGAAACAGCAGGCGUGCUGCCAUCCGGAGAAGGACUGUUCUGGGAAGAGAUGAUCAAUCUAAGUGCCGAGGCUAUGCAGGAUCGGUGUGUGCAGAGUGGGAGGACGUGGAUUCCGGGCCCGGAGCAGGUGUUCGAGGGCGAAGCUGAUGCUCGGUUUGCGGAUAAGGGCGAUGUGAAGCCUGUGGGGAGGUUGAUGCAGAACUCUGCGUUGAGGGAACGCAUGUUGGCUCUUGAGGGGGGUAUUCCUGCCGGUGGUUCUGUGGGUGUGGAUAAGGGGUUGUCUGGGGAGAGGCCGUUUUAUGUGUCGAGUCCUUUCUUUAGCCGUACGCGUGAGGUCCCUGGAUGUGAUGGUGAGGGUGCGUCUUCUUCUGCUGGUGCUGCUGAGAGAGACAACCCUUCUGCAGAUUGACCUAUGUGAGAUUAUAGAUAGUUAUGCGGAGUUCUGAUUAAUUGUAUACUCUUUCAGCCGAUUACUAUGAAUUUGUCUCCUGGCGAAGCUUCCGUAUUCUU
Aspergillus pseudonomiae is the source of this 943-nucleotide messenger RNA. RefSeq lists its product as uncharacterized. The transcript has a single exon. The coding region runs from base 81 to 842 and encodes 253 amino acids. The record is from RefSeq and is a predicted model, not a curated record. NCBI's taxonomy places the organism in Eukaryota, Fungi, Ascomycota, Eurotiomycetes, Eurotiales, Aspergillaceae.